This is a messenger RNA of Trichoderma reesei QM6a, 3726 nucleotides long. RefSeq lists its product as uncharacterized. NCBI's taxonomy places the organism in Eukaryota, Fungi, Ascomycota, Sordariomycetes, Hypocreales, Hypocreaceae. The record is from RefSeq and is a predicted model, not a curated record. The transcript is spliced from 11 exons. Gene Ontology annotation, molecular function: protein binding; NADPH dehydrogenase activity; FMN binding. Bases 1 to 3726 code for a protein of 1241 amino acids.
AUGACUGAGACGAAUUCGCAAGCCUCGACCCUUUUCGAGCUUGUUUCUCGGGCAGAUCUGGUCAGUCUUGAAGAGGUUCUAAGCCGAAAGCAAGUCGAGGUCGAUGCUCGAGACACUGCUGGUCGAACGGCCCUCCAUCUAGCCGUGCUUGCAGGAACAGCAGAUAUAUGUCAGCUCCUGAUCGAGCAUAACGCGAGUUUGGACGCAUGGACUGGGCAAGGCGAAGCGGUAGUCCAUCUGGCUGCCAAGAGGGGCGAUAUUGAUGUUUUGCGUGCAGUUAUGGAUGCUGUCGAGUUGAACCAACGAGCAAGCGAGGACAAAGGCAAAGCCGUUGAAAGGACGGCAGCUAGCGAUAAUGCCGAUUCGACCAUUCAUGUGGAUUCUCUGACUCACAAGUUUAAGCUGUCACCACUCUAUAUUGCAGUUGCUUUGGUGGCAGAGAUGCUAUUGACGAGGUAUCACGCAAACCCCAACAUUGUUGUCGGCCGUGCGGACAUUCACAAAGGAACACGGACUGUCCAUGUGCUUGAGGCGGCGCUUCAGCAUCCGCGGGUCGUCUGUCGUUCUCUUCUGAAGCUGCUGCUCGGACACGGCGCAAGUGUACUUGACACCUCAUCACACACAGUAACAGAGUCUCUGUUUUUCAUGAUCAUGAAGCGGGAUGAGGACGCACUGGAUAUCUUCGCGGAGCUCGACGCUGAGAACUUCAAAAGUGCAAUUACUAAAGGUCUUUGGAUUGAUUCCAUGAGAUGUCAGUGUGCGUUGACAGGCGUGAUCAAUCUCGGACUGGAAGACACUGCCUUUAAGCUGCUAUUAUAUGGAGCACCGCCACAUCUGGAUUUUAAGUCUCCUCUUGAGAUUCAGGCAGAUUCCAGCCCAUUUAGAAAGAAAAGCCUUGAGAUAGCCCAGGCUGACUAUUGGCAGCCAAUCCUGAGCGCCGCUCUGUUCGAGAUGCCACGGCUGGUGAUGGAACUGCUUGAUCGUGGGGUCGAUCCAAAUACUCAGCUGACGGAACACCAAGCUCGCUACAUGUUGCAUCAACGUGAAUGCCGCACAGUCUUGGAUAUUGUCAAGUCAAAACUCAUCGAGCUUCGUAGCUGGAAUAUCGAUGAUGAGAGCGUCUACUACGAGAUAAGAGGGACACCAGAAGAGGCUGAGCAGCGCGUUGGGAAGCAGAAUGCAGUAGCAGAGCUUAUAAAGGCGUACCAAGAAGCUGAGGCGAACCUGAUAUCCUUGGGGGCUCAAACAUCUGCUGGACUAAACUUGCAAGAACCUCUAGGACCGAUCUCUCAAAAAUUCCCCGAGAGAAUCCAAUUACAUCCGCCACCUAUUGAGACGAACACUCAGCCGCUACUUUCUUCGCAGGAUAUCGACCCAACGAAAAUCCGUUCGGUGGAAAGUGGUCGCCAAGCACUGUUGGCAGCUUGCCGUGAUGGCAACAUUGCGUUGGUAAAAGACCUGACCUUAAGCUCAUGGGGUUUUGACCAAGAGUUGUCUCCUAUUGCGAUAUCGGACGUAUCUGGGUAUUCACAGGGCCCCUUUCUCCUUGCAGUCGAGAACAAACACUACGAUCUAGCCCGCACUAUCGUUCAAAUUGCCACAAUUCAGCACAUCGACUUUCCGAAUAAUCAGCCAUCUGAUCUCUUCAAUGAACUGGCCGACGAUAACCAUUCUGCGGACAGCAUCAAGAAGGCCUCGUCUCAAGUCAAUUCCACGGUGACCGCGAAAAGAAUUGUUGCGGACAGUCACAGCUGUUUUGCUGGGGAGAAACGUAAAGACAUGGAUAUGCUGAGGUUUUCCAUCGAAAUGGAAUCUUCAUUUCCCCGUGAGCAAAGCGACAUUGAACGCCAGACACGGCAUGCGUGGGCCCUUGUUGAACAUGGCGACUGGCCUGAAGCCUUUGAAGAAUACAUCAAGGCAACUGGUGCACCGUUUCGCCAUGUGGUGAGUCAAGAUAGAGCAAUGGCGGCAUACAAGCGCUUUGCAGAGACAGCCGAUUUCUCGAGCCGUAAAGCCGGCCCUGACGCUUCCCGAGCAGAGUUUUUGGAUGCGGUAGAGAAGUGGAUGGACAAGCGAAUAUCGACUCAUCCGGAUCUCCUCGAAGUCCAGUCGAUCGAUGGGUGGACGCCCCUGUUAACGGCAGCUCUACACCAAAGAAUUGAUGUUCUUCAUCUUCUUCUAGAAGCGGGAGUUAGCCCAUUUGCCACCGACUCAUUCGGGCGCAAUAUGCUUCAUCUUCUAUUGCUUAGCCCAGGCCAAGGCUAUAUUCAGGAGCCCGAAAAGCUCUCGUCUUUCCUCCAGUCCGUGGAUAGAUCUGUGCUGCACCAGCUUCUGGAGCAGCGCUGUGACGAGAGCCCCGGGGGCCUGACGCCUCUCGCACGUUGGAUUCAUACUAGACCUGCAGCGAACGGGCUGUUCACAACUCUGCUGAAUGUUUCUAAUUUAGCGGUGUUGGAACGGUUAGACGGUAGAGGUCAUACGCUUCUUCACGUUGUAUCAUCUUCAUCGAUGGAUCAGCUCAUUCGUCCCGUUAUCGAAAGGGCCCCUCAUGUUAUGUUCUACGAAGACAUCCAUGGGAAAACGCCCUUUGACCAUCUAGUCGAGAAGCAGCUUCACGGAUUUAUAGAGCAUCUGAUGCCGAGCUACACCCGGAAUCGCAAAUGGCAAGCAUCUUCCCCACUUGUUCACUGGCCUUUAUUUGCCUUUGCUCCGGAUUAUGCUGGGCCAACGUACCCGAGAGACCCAUAUCAAGCAUGGGAAAUAAGCCGAGAGCUGGCCGAGUCCUGGGAGCCUCACCGAUUCACAAGAAAGCUCGUGACAAACCAGCAGCGUGACGAAAUCGCAGUGAUGUUGAAGAAUAAAAAGAUACAGAAGAAUCCUAAAGGCGACCAGCAUGAUGUUAUAUCUUUGUCCGUGUAUAAGCCCGGAAACUUGUGUUGUUCUAUCAUGAAGACUACCACUGUUACUCUAUAUGAGAAUAAUGGCAAGCCGAGACGUAACAUGACGCCAACGCCUGCCAGUGAUGAAGCAGUUCGCCAAAAAGGUGGUUUCACGUAUCUCCAGCUCAUGGCAUCCGGAAGAGCUGCCCAGCCUUUGGCUGCGGAAGAGGACGGGUUCAUGAUCAAUGACCCCAGCGCCAUUCCCUUUGAGGGAGGCGCAACCCCGGAGGAGAUGACGGCGGAGGACAUCAAGAGCACGAUCGAAGAUUACGAUGUGAGUAACAAGCGAACCGAUGAGUAUGGCGGAAGUAUCGAGAACAGACAUCGCCUUGUCGUAGAGAUUGCACAGGCCGUCUCCGAUGCCGUUUGCGCAGAAUGUGUUGGGCAUGCGGAUGGAAAUCCCAUUCCCCAGUUUACCGACCUCAUCAAGCGUGUCAACGACAUUGGCAUCGGGCAUCUGAACCUCAUUGGGUCUCGCGUUUCAGGCGUUGAUUACACGGAUGGCACCGAGACACUGGACUGGGCGUGGGCUGUCUGGGAAAAGGCCGUUAUCGCGACAGGAGGCUACCUGCCGGCGACGGCGCUUGAGCUGGUUGAAAGAAACUCGGCCAGAGAUAUUGUAGUCGCCUUUGGUAGGCGAUAUGUCCCGAACCCCGACCUGCCGUUUCGCAUUACGAGAGGCCUUAAGUUGAACCCCUACGAUCGGAGCACAUUUUGUAAGGUGGGUGCUCCUGAGGGACUGAUCGACUACCCGUUCAGCAAAGAGUAUCUGGCUUUGGGCAACUGA